Molecule: messenger RNA, 447 nt
Organism: Mycena indigotica
Lineage: Eukaryota; Fungi; Basidiomycota; Agaricomycetes; Agaricales; Mycenaceae
Exons: 3
Coding region: 1-447 (148 amino acids)
Biological process (GO): translation
Cellular component (GO): ribosome; cytosolic small ribosomal subunit
Molecular function (GO): structural constituent of ribosome
Source: RefSeq, a predicted model, not a curated record
AUGGUCCGCAUCUCUGUCCUGGCAAGUUUGCUUCGUGUUUUGGGGGAUGUUUUUUUUUAUCUCAAGUUGAUUCAGAACGACUGCCUCAAUAACAUUGUCAAUGCAGAACGUCGUGGCAAGCGGCAGGUGCUCAUCCGGCCUUCCUCAAAAGUGGUGGUCAAAUUUCUCUCCGUUAUGCAACGCCACGGCUACAUAAACGAGUUUGAAAUCAUCGACGACCACCGAUCCGGUAAAAUCGUCAUUCAGCUCAACGGACGUCUCAACAAAACCGGUGUCAUUUCUCCUCGCUUUAACGUCCAAGUAACCCAAAUCGAAAGCUGGGUCAACUUACUCUUGCCUGCUAGAGGUUUCGGGAUUAUCAUAUUGACAACGAGCAGCGGAAUCUUGGACCACGAGGAGGCGCGUCGCAAGAAUGUCGGGGGUAAACUGCUUGGAUAUGUGUACUAA